AUGCCAGAUCGGAAGUGUGAUCAUAAUGAUGCACAAACUGGGCAGAGUAUUGCAGUUCCCGACGUUCCACCCCAGACUGCCCAAAUAGACGCAGGCGGACCCUCGGACAUCGAACCCUUCGCGAGGUCGGACGCUACAAUGGUGGCAGCGGUGGGAUCCGAACCCGCAGCCAAGAACCAGUACAACGAAUCCUAUUCCCUCUUCUUUCAAACCCUACGAUGGGAGUAAGGACUUUUCGUGCUGGCUGCGCCGACUUAAGUUCCACCUGGACGACGUGCCACAAAACGAACGUAGCCGUACGGUCCUUCAACACCUUGCCGACGACCAACUGGACAAAGCACUCGACGCCGGCCUCACUCGCCACACCCCCUUCCAAGUGCUGUGCGACCAGUUGCAGAGGCUGUUCCAACCUCCCUUGACCAUAGAGGAGGCUAUCGACCAGUUGCUGAAACGCUCCUUAAGGAGCGAUGAGACUCCUCGGCAGUUCGCCGACGCCUUACUGCAGCUGACACGCGAUGCCUAUCCCUCUCUCUCUGCGGCCGAUAGAGACCAAGUGGUCCUUUUCCACUUCAAACGCGGUCUCGGGUCUCCAGAAGUGACGUAUUCCCUGAGGAUCCAGCCACCGGGCGACCUCAAUGAAGCAAUUCAGCGAGCAUCCCGCAUGCUGACAACCGACUCCCCAUCAGAGGCUAAUCACGCCCGGACUGAACCGUGGAAACACAACCCAGACCGCAGGCAGCAGAGCAGCACCUGGACCAGACCACACUACCCGCCGUCACAACGCUUCAACCGCGGCAGCCGACCCCCUAUGUUCCGCACGCCCCAUCGACCCCCACCGACCAACACCGAGCCAAGACAAUUCCGGGGGAAUCGAGACAGUACAGCGGCGGCGAUUACUAAGGAAGGUAACCAUAUAAUUCCCGUCUGCUUUGAUUAUACGUCACAUAAUUUGCCGUUUUACACGACAGUCUACCUAGACAACAAACCCGUCAAGGCACUAGUCGACACAGGGGCCACCACAUCGUUAGUUCGGGAAGAGGUAUUAGACGCUAAGUGGCUUAACCUCGCCAGACAAAGCGGCCACUCACCUCACCUCAAAACCGCAGACGGGUCACCCAUGACCACGUUAGGGUCGGUUCGACUGCCCAUCUCAUUCCCGGCCAGCGUUAAGGAACAAACUUUCGUCGUCACUCACAAGAUGUCGUGGGACAUGAUACUCGGGCUAGAUUUCCUCUCUGCACAUAAUUGCUGUAUCAUGGUCAAAGAUCGCAUACUUUCCUUAGGACAUAGGUCAGCGUCUAACAACCCGCCAGGCACCGAGUUCGACGAGGAAGCCACCUGCGCGGCCAUCGCACCAUCAGUUGCCUUACCACCCACAAGCGUAGACACGGUCCUACCCCCAGACGAUACAGUCACCCUCACAGACAAGGAAGAAUUAAGGUCACUCCUGACUGCGUUUAGCGAUGUUUUCGCAUGGGACGAUACCUCCUUAGGUCGCACAGCUGUCAUCCGUCACACCAUUGACACAGGAACGUCGAAGCCGCUGUGGCAACCACCACGCCGUAUCCCACCACACUUUCAGAAGGAGGUGAACGACCUAAUUCAAACGAUGCUGACCACAGGGAUAAUUCGCCCCUCCAGAUCGCCAUGGGCAUCGCCAGUGACAUUAGUGCCAAAAAAAGACGGCAGACUCCGAUUUUGUAUAGACUAUCGGCGACUUAAUGCGGUCACCACCCGCGAUUCUUUUCCACUGCCAAGAAUUGAUGUCACACUUGAAGCGCUGGCCGGAGCCCAAUGGUUCUCAACGUUGGACCUUAAGUCCGGUUACUGGCAAGUGGAAGUGGAACCUAGCGACCGCCCCAAAACAGCGUUCAUAUUACCACAAGGGCUCUUUGAAUUCGAAACCAUGCCGUUCGGGCUAUGCAACGCCGCCGCAACUUUUCAGCGACUGAUGCAGUCCGUGCUGGCCCACUUAUACCCUCACAGCUGUUUGAUAUACCUCGACGACGUGAUCGUGUUUGGACGCACGGCCCGGCAACAUAACACUAACCUCGCCGCGGUACUCUCUGCUCUCCGAGAUGCCGGCUUGCGUUUAAACCCACAGAAGUGCAAGUUUCUGUGCCAGAAAGUUACCUUUCUUGGUCACGAAGUCAGCCCGCAUGGCAUACAGGCGUCACAGGAAAAAGUAGAGGCAGUCAGAUCAUGGCCUACGCCGAAGACCCCAACAGAAGUCAGAGGCUUUAUCGGCCUAGCCUCCUACUAUCGCCGCUUCAUCCUGCACUUUGCGGAGCUCGCACGCCCACUCCAUCGGCUGACCGAAAAGGGUCGGCCAUUCUCGUGGACCGACGAUUGCCAACAGGCCUUCGAUGAGUUAAAAGCAAAACUCACAUCGGCACCGAUAUUAAUGCUGCCUGACACGAGUCCGGAGGCCCCGCCCUUCAUUCUCGACAGCGACGCCAGCGGGUUCGCGAUCGGGGGCGUACUCUCACAAGCCGACGAGACAGGGACCGAACGACCGAUUUGCUUUGCGAGCAAAACCCUGUCGAAACCCGAGCGAAACUACUGCACCUACCGACGAGAGUUGUUAGCGCUGAUUACGUUCAUCAAACAAUUCAAGCCAUUCUUAGUGGGCAAACAUUUCAUUGUCCGCACCGACCAUAAGGCCUUGCAGUGGUUACAAAAUAUGAAAGAAGCUGAGGGCCAGCUCGCGAGAUGGCAAGAAUUACUACAGGAGUUCGAUUUCACGUGUCAGUAUCGACCAGGUCACCAACACGCCAAUGCAGACGCCCUUUCUCGCCGCCCAAGUGAGGCCGGCACCGCAGACCCAGAAGGACCAGCCGAACAUAUAGCGGCGGUUACAAUCAGCGAACCCACUCGUUACCAUUGGGCAGUUGCACAAAGUACCGACCCGGACUCGGCAAUCGUUUAUGACCACCAGCUGCAUGGUCGACACAGACCAACAGAGGCCGAACUCCGCGGCUCCUCAGAGAUCGCCCGCCUCUUGUGCCACCAAUGGGCCAACCUGUUCGUAGAGAAUGAACUGCUUUUCUUUAAAGACGCCGCAUCCACCCAUCCGCGGCUAGUCGUCCCGGGUAGCCUCGUCAUACCAGUCCUCACAGACUUGCACCACGAGUUGGGACAUGACGGAGUGACCAAAACGGAAGCGGCCGCUAGACAGCGUUUCUGGUGGCCCCGCCUCAGAGAGCAGGUCGCCAAUUUCUGUAACGCGUGCGCCACCUGUGCCUCUUUCAAGGGCACCAUCCCACGACAUCGUGCACCCCUACAGCCUAUGAUUACAGGCUUUCCAUUCGAGCGAGUAGGCGUAGACAUAGUCGGCCCGUUGCCUUACACAACAUCCGGCCAUCGGUAUAUCUUAGUGUUGGUGGAUUAUUUUACAAAGUGGGCUGAAGCCAUCCCCUUGCAGCGACAAGACGCGGCCUCGGUCACCAACGCGCUACUCAAGGAGUGGGUCUGUCGAUACGGCGCACCCUUUUCACUUCACUCCGAUUGCGGAGCUAACUUCGAAAGCCACCUUCUACGCGAGGUCUGUGACCUUCUCCUCAUCCACAAGACUCGCACUACACCAGCCCACCCAGAGGGCAACGGCCAGGUGGAGCGCACAAACCGCACCAUCAUCAACAUCCUGAAGGCGUUCGCGGAGGAACACCACCCACACGAUUGGGACGUGAAGCUACCCUUCGCCAUGAUGGCCUAUAGAGCUGCCGUUCAUUCUUCCACGGGCCAUGCCCCAUUCCACAUGUUGACUGGCCGCCAAUUCCGGCUACCAACAGACUCGAACGUCCCCACACAGCAACCGGCGGCCUAUACGACCGACGACUAUGUGAUAGGGCUACAGGAACUGCUCAGACUCACGCACAACUUGGCACGCACACAGCUCCGCAACGCCUACGACAGGCAAAAGAAUUAUUUCGACCGACAGGCACAUGGGCUGCCCUACCACAUCGGCGACCUAGUGCUCCGCUAUCGGGCGGUUCCGCCUGUGGGCACUCCAGCCAAAUUCUUCCACCCUUGGGAAGGGCCGUUCGUGGUCGCUGACGUCAUUUCGCCCACCACUUACAUUAUUCGCGACGCCCUCACCCACGCCGGCCCCGCUUUCACCGUACACUUUGAUAAGUUGAAACCGUACCACGGCAGUCUGCCCGUUGCGUCCCAUGAUACCCUACCCAUCGUUCCCCCCCAUUUAGUCCCCUUGCCUAACAACGAAGUGGAAAUUCCCCCUGACCCACACCCCCCACCAGGCCCCGCGGACGGGGCACUGCCUAGAGGGGGGGCAGUUGUAGCAGGCGGACAGAAACGAUUGUUUGAAUAG
Molecule: messenger RNA, 4330 nt
Organism: Spirometra erinaceieuropaei
Lineage: Eukaryota; Metazoa; Platyhelminthes; Cestoda; Diphyllobothriidea; Diphyllobothriidae
Source: the annotation of a GenBank genome assembly